AUGGCAAAGUUUUCCUUCCUUUUAAGUUCAAAAACAAAUAUUUUUUUUGAAUUGAAUGAUACAAUAAUUCAUUGUUACUCUUUCUUUUUUUCUUACCGGGAUUCUGUUUAUAACUUCAUAUCUAUCUAUCUAUCUAUCUAUCUAUCUAUCUAUCUAUCACAGUCUGUUGGUGUUGAUCUAUCUAUCUAUCACAGUCUGUUGAUCUAUCUAUCUAUCUAUCUAUCUAUCAUCUUUCACAGUGAGUCUGUUGAUCUAUCUAUCUAUCUAUCACAGUCUGUCGAUCUAUCUAUCACAGUCUGUCGAUCUAUCUAUCACAGUCUGUUGAUCUAUCUAUCUAUCUUUCACAGUGAGUCUGUUGAUCUAUCUAUCUAUCUAUCUAUCUAUCUAUCUAUCUAUCACAUGAGUCUGUUGAUCUAUCUACCUAUCUAUCUCACUCUGUUCAUAUCUAUCUCACUCUGUUCAUAUCUAUCUCACUCUGUUCAUAUCUAUCUCACUCUGUUCAUAUCUAUCUCACUCUGUUCAUAUCUAUCUCACUCUGUUCAUAUCUAUCUCACUCUGUUCAUAUCUAUCAUCUGUCUCUCAUUGAUAUAUCUAUCUAUAUUGAUAUAUCUAUGUAUCUCUGUUGAUCUAUCUAUCUAUCUAUCUAUCUAUCACUCACAGUCUGUUGAUCUAUCUAUCACAGUCUGUUCAUAUCUACCUACAUAUCUCACUCUGUUCAUAUCUAUCUCACUCUGUUCAUAUCUAUCUAUCUAUCUAUCUAUCUAUCUAUCUAUCUAUCACUGUUCAUAUCUACCUACCUAUCUCACUCUUUAUCUCAGUCAGUUGAUCUAUCUAUCUAUCUAUCUAUCUAUCUAUCUAUCUAUCUAUCUAUCACAGUCUGUUGAUCUAUCUAUCUAUCUAUUUUUGUCUCCAGUCUGUAUAUCUAUGUCUCUGUUUAUUUAUCUAUUUAUAUCUGUCGGUCUAUAUAUCUGUCUAUGUCCCUCUCUCUCUCUCUCUCUCUCUCUCUCUCUCUCUCUCUCAAUCUAUGUCAUUCUCUGUUUAUGCCUGUCUGUUGGUCUAUAUAUAGAUAUUGCUAUCUAUCUAUCUAUCUAUCUAUCUAUGUCUUUCUCACUAUCUAUCUGUCUGACUCUUUAUGUCUAUCUUUUUAUUUUUGUCUGUCUGUUUAUUGAACAAUCUUUACAUUUUACUUCUUUGCAGGCUCAUUGA
This is a messenger RNA of Acanthosepion pharaonis, 1206 nucleotides long. The record is from the annotation of a GenBank genome assembly. Lineage: Eukaryota; Metazoa; Mollusca; Cephalopoda; Sepiida; Sepiidae.